Malurus melanocephalus (red-backed fairy wren) is the source of this 1763-nucleotide messenger RNA. Its product is annotated as heparan sulfate glucosamine 3-O-sulfotransferase 1-like. Gene Ontology annotation, molecular function: [heparan sulfate]-glucosamine 3-sulfotransferase activity. Bases 112 to 1041 code for a protein of 309 amino acids. NCBI's taxonomy places the organism in Eukaryota, Metazoa, Chordata, Aves, Passeriformes, Maluridae. The record is from RefSeq and is a predicted model, not a curated record. The transcript has a single exon.
GAAACUUGGUGUGUGUUUACCACGGGUUCUGCCAACCAUCUCAAGAGGGGGCUCACCUGUUCUUUCCUUAGUCGAGCAAAACAUUAUCUGGAAAUAAUUAUUCCUCUCCACAUGGCCUUCCUCCUGGUGUCAGCUUACCUUCUGCUGACUCAUGCUCGGGGUGCUCCUGCUGACAAUGGGGCCCUGCUGGAAACACUGAAGUCACAAGUGGGAUUAUUCAGCAAUAAAAGCGAACACUAUUCAGCACAGGUGAGACCUCCUGGCACRAGCCGACAAAUACCUCAGACAAUCAUCAUAGGAGUUCGCAAAGGAGGGACCAGGGCUUUGCUGGAAAUGUUGGAUAUCCAUCCUAACAUUGURGUAGCAGCUACAGAAGUCCACUUCUUUGACUGGGAUGAAAAUUACGUGAAAGGAAUAGASUGGUAUAGAAAUCUGAUGCCAUUUUCUUACGGAAAUCAAAUUACAAUUGAGAAAACACCAGGCUAUUUUACAUCACCACAGGCUCCAGGAAGAAUUCAUGACAUGAAUAGCUCCAUUAAACUGCUGCUCAUUCUAAGAGAUCCCACUGAGAGAGUUAUAUCUGACUAUACCCAAGUAUAUUACAACAGAGUAGAAAGCCACAAGCCUGUUCAGCUUUUUGAAGAUAUUGUUAUUAAGAAUGGAGUGCUUAAUACCAAAUACAAAGCUAUUCAGAGAAGUCUAUAUGAUGUCCAUAUGGAAAAGUGGCUUAAGCAUUUCAGCUUGGAUCAGAUUCACAUAGUGGAUGGCAAUACUUUAAUCAAGGACCCUCUUCCUGAAUUACAAAAAGUUGAAAGAUUUCUAAAUCUUCCUUCCCGAAUUGUGUCUUCUAAUUUUUAUUUUAACCAAACCAAGGGGUUCUACUGCAUUAGAAGUGACGGGAGGGAGAGAUGUUUACAUGAAUCCAAAGGGCGGCCCCAUCCUCUUGUUAACAGCACUGUUUUAGAGCAACUGUAUUCUUACUUCAGAGAGCACAAUGCAAAAUUUUACAGGAUGGUUAAUCAUUCCUUUGACUGGCAUUAACGCAUUUGGGAUCAAUGUUUCUUAAAAAGGGGCUGAGAUAAACUUUCAGGCAUAUCUUUCUGAACUGUAAAGACUCGUAUUAUGAGAAUUUACAUACUGGUUAUACAUUUCAUUGGAAUAAGACAUCUGUUGACUCAUUGAAAUKGUACUCUUUAUGUUGGAAAAAAUAAGUUUUAUGUAUCUGUAUGACUACUGGGAGUCAUAUUCUGGUCUUUCAUCAUGCAAAUACAUCAACUUCAGCAGACUUAGCAAAGAUGUUUCUCUACAAGAUUUCUGCUGUUUUGGAAAAAUGCAUCUAACUGUAAAAAAUGUAAAUAUUGGAAAUGUUAUUCUGACUGUUCUGUAUUUUUUUGUCGUUAGUAUUUUUUAUAUCCCACAUGAUAGUGGUAUUGAUUUCUAGAAUUUUUCAUGAAAUAAGUUUAAACUGUAUGUUAAAACAGGGGCAUAUAUAGUAGCUCCAAUAAAUAAUUCAUCCUCUUUAAUAUGCUGAAGUAUUUAAUCAAUUAAUAAUAGAAGGAAUCUAUUUCACCUGUAAUUUUGAAUAGGUGAACUAGAAGCUACCUGUCUGUAUAUAAUUAGUAUUAAACCACACUCUCACUCUUUUUGGUUUGCAAAAAUUAUCUCCAAAGUAAGAACAUGAACUGUUUGAAGAAGAUUAAAGUGAGAGUUCUGAAUGUAAAGAAAUUAAAAUAUCCCAGGAACACCGAUACUCUAUAUUUAAA